Molecule: messenger RNA, 4698 nt
Organism: Beauveria bassiana ARSEF 2860
Lineage: Eukaryota; Fungi; Ascomycota; Sordariomycetes; Hypocreales; Cordycipitaceae
Product: ubiquitin carboxyl-terminal hydrolase
Exons: 3
Coding region: 1-4698 (1565 amino acids)
Biological process (GO): protein deubiquitination
Molecular function (GO): cysteine-type deubiquitinase activity
Source: RefSeq, a predicted model, not a curated record
AUGCACGCUUGUUGCCUCGUUCCUGCACUCUGCAUCACCGCCCUCACCUUCAAAACGUCUUCCUCAAAGAAGAGAAAGCUCGCCGCCAGACCGUCCUCGACUCGGCCGCAGCAGCCCGACUGCUCGCCUUCCCCCGACAUCGCCAUACCCUCCUGCGAGCCUGCCGACGAACACCACGACGACGUCGCCUACUCCUUCACCACCGCCACGUCGAUAGACGACGACCGUAGCGUCCACCGCGGGAGUAACCCCGUCUAUCUGCGAUCUGACUCGCUACAGCCGGCCUCGAGCCUUCCUGGCCGCCUCCUGCCCGUUGUCGCCGCCGCCACCAACAGCAGCACCAACAACGGCGGCGCUACCAACAACAACGGCCGUGCUCCGACGUCGCUCCCCGAGUACGCCUCCUCGGCUGCCUCGUCCACCUGUGCGUCGGCCUAUGCUGACCUGUCCCUCGACGGCGAACGGGCGAUUGACGAGACUGGUUCUGCGCGGGUGCCCUCGCUGCCCAGAAGCCAGUCCCCCUUUCGAGUGUCCAGAAGGGCUAUCAUGAAUGGUGACGCUGAGUUGCCCCACCGCUCCUCCUCCCCGCUCAAGCGUCGUGCCUCCAGCAUGGAUCCCGAAAACGACGCCGCCGCCUCCUGCAAUGGCGAAGACGUUAACAUGGAUGCUUCGUUAUCCGCCACCGCGGCUGACUCGACGGAUGCCCCGCGGGCCAUGAGCGUCGACCCCCAAGACGGUGUUGAUGGCCCAGCACAGAACCUUCCUCCUCUUGCUGAGCAGGUUAAAAUUAUUGAGACACUCCUCAAAGCUUUUGAGGAUGCACCCAUUCAAGAAGGCAACAAGGCCUAUCUUGUCUCUAGAGCAUGGGUCGAUCAAGCACGCUCGUUGCAAGGACCAACCAAGGCCAAGAAGGAGCACGAGAAUAUGAAGCUCGGCCCAGUCGACAACUCGGAUAUCAUCGACCAAGUCAUCAAGGACCCUUCAGGGGCUUCUUUUACCCGCCUUAAACCCGGUGCCGACCAGGAAACUUUUGUUCUCUUCCCAGAGGAUGCCUGGAAACUCGUCGUGGAGUGGUAUGGCCUCGCGGAAGGACAAGAGCCCAUUCUUCGCUCUGCUAUAAACUCGGCUGACGGUCCCGAGGACAACAUUCUUUACGAAUUUCACCCCCCGAUUUUCCGCGUUCACCGCCUCUGGUCUGAGCUCAGCCCAUUGCCCAUUGAGCAGGCUCUCAAGGCCAAUAACCCUCCCGCAAUUGUCGCCCCCAGAAGUCGAGGUGCAAAUCUUCAGGCAUUUUUGAAAGAUAUCAAAACCUGGGCUGGCAUUCCUCUUGACCGCAAGGUUCUCCUUCAUCAAGUCCGGCACCCCGCUCCUACCGCUAUCCCAGCUACUCAGGAAAUGGGAUCGGCAUUGACACCGCCAGAUUCUCCCGGUCGCGAAACGUACAAUUCCGAUGGUUUUUGGCCAAAUUUGCUGAUUGACUUGCCCACUUUUGCAGAGUCUCGUAACUACCGGGAGCAGUUAUCCCAGAUACGUGAUCAAACAGACGGCAAAUACAACAGUACCGUUCAACUACAUAUGAGGAACCUUGUCACAGAUGCGACGUUGGUAUUGGACGAAUUGAUUGACAAUAAGUUGUCAGUGAGCACAUACAAAGGCCAGCAGACAAAGUUCCAGAAGGGUGUGCCUAAUCGCUCUGCACUGUCGUCGAAACCGAACAGCGCUAGAAGUAGCCCGGGUCCAGAGGGCAUCAUGACCAGAGGCCGGGCAGGCAGGAAGAAGAAGCUUGGCCGUAGUGUUGGCGUUGUUGGUCUGCAGAACCUAGGCAACACUUGCUACAUGAAUUCGGCGCUGCAGUGUUUUCGGAGUGUCGAAGAAUUGACCAAAUUCUUCAUCACUGACGCGUAUUUGGACGAGAUUAACAAGACCAACCUACUAGGUUACAACGGUAAAAUGGCCAUGGCCUAUGGCGGUCUCCUACACGACAUUUACCGAGAAGGCCGUGGCUCUGUUAGUCCACGAGACUUCAAGAGCACUGUCGGCAGGUGCCGAAGCACCUUCUCUGGUUGGGGCCAACAAGACUCGCAAGAAUUCCUUGGAUUCUUGCUAGAUGCUCUUCAGGAGGAUCUGAGUCGGGUCGGGAACAAGCCUUAUAUCGAAAAGCCUGAUUCUACCGACGAGAUGAUAAACGACCCUGAAGCGAUUCGCGAAUUGGCUGCCAAGGUCUGGGAUAUCACGAGACAAAGAGACGAUUCGGUCAUUGCCGACCUGUUCACCGGAAUGUACAAAUCGACGCUCAAGUGUCCCGAGUGUGACAAGAUCAGCAUCACGUUUGAUCCUUUCAACACCUUGCCGCUUCCUCUUCCGUUAGAGACUGUGUGGAGCACGACUGUCAAGUUCUUCCCUUUGAACGAUGUGCCCGUUAAUAUUGACGUCGAGCUGCCUAAGCAUAGCUCCAUCGAAGCGUUGAAGGCAUAUCUUUCCAUCCGCACUGGCGUACCGGUUGAACGAAUGAUGGGUGCAGAGGAGUUCAAGGAUAGGUUCUUUAAAAUUUACGAUAACACCCACGACGUCUCUGAGGAGAUUACGCAGUCCGACGUGUCGACAUUCCACGAGCUAGAGUUCGUGCCCACCAAUUGGCCAUUAAAGGCCCAGCCGCAGAAAUAUCGCUCACUGUUGGACAUUAAUUCGCAACCCGAAGAUCUUGACGAUUCCCUCACGGAGAGGUUGGUUGUUACCGUUAUACAUCGUCGGCCCAGCAUUUAUGGUCGUCCAGAAGGAAUUUCGCCCCCUCACUUCAUCUCUGUGACCAGGGAGGAGGCAUCUAGCUAUGACAUUAUUCAACGCAAAAUUCUUGAAAAGAUUGCUACAUAUUCCACAUGGAGCAAACUGACCAACAAUGACGAAGUUGAUGGCGCUGACACGGACAUGGUGGCCACGUCAGACGCCGAUUCUUCUGGCGAGGGCAAGGUGGCUGCAAAGUCAGUCGAGGGCGAAGACGACAUGGUUGAUGUUACAAUGAAGAACGCUGGCGCUGUGCCGACAGGGCAACCAACUCUACUCAAGCGUUUCAAUAAGACGCGACCCAAAUUCAUGGAUGCCUCGACACGGCUCAGCCCUUCACUGCAGAACCUGUUCGAGCUGAAAUAUUUCGCCAGUUCCAGUGAUGGCGCCAUUCCCACAGGUUGGCAAUCUACUGAUAAUAACAGAACACUGCCUAGUCUCGCAGACCGCAUACCACAAACAUCAGACAAGGAUGAGGAAAGCACCACCCCCGAGAGUUCGAAUGCUGACGGCUCUGAGAACGAUAAUGAGAAUGAGAAUGAAAACGAAGAGGAGAAAGACGCAAGUAGCCACGAAGAAGAAUCCAAGGAAGAGUCUAUCAGGACCCGUAUGGCCGAAGAGUCGAGCGAGGAAGAUCUCCCUCGUCGCUUCGACCGUAGCGGCCGCAAUUCGAGAACUGGCGGCCGAAAGAAGUUCAGAGGUUCUAAAUUCUCUGGCAAACGCGGCAGCAAGCGACGAGACAAGCAGAUUCGAACCAGUAAGGCGAAUGGUCUCCCGCAGGUGAACCCCCAGCCAAUACCCCCGACCGUUGCCGAUGGGGGGCCACUUAUCCGCCUGCACGAGGGUAUCGCGGUCGAUUGGAACGACGACGCUUGGGAAAUGGUGUUUGGUGGAAACGGCAGAGGAAAUGCGGCCGACGGCACUCGAACUUUUCUAAACCUGGAAACGGUCCAGGAUCCCGUCAUCAAGGCCAACCAGCGCCGCCGUCAAAACCGCAAGUCGAAGGGUAUCACUCUGGACGAAUGUCUAGACGAAUUUGAGCGAGCCGAGAUUCUCUCGGAGCAUGACAUGUGGUACUGCCCACGUUGCAAAGAACAUCGGCGCGCUAGUAAAAAGUUUGAUCUGUGGAAGACACCAAACUACCUCGUCACUCACCUGAAGCGAUUUAGCAGCAGUGGGUGGCGACGAGAUAAGUUGGAUGUGCUUGUUGACUUUCCGAUUGAGGAGCUCGAUUUGACGGCUCGCGUCGUUGAGAAGGAAGAUGGCAAGUCGGAAGUGUACGACUUAAUCGCGGUUGAUAACCAUUACGGUGGACUUGGUGGCGGUCACUACACUGCAUACGCCAAAAACUUUGUGGACGGCAAGUGGUACAACUACAAUGACUCUUCCGUCAGCGUUGUGUCGAACACCCAGUCUAUUAUUACCAGCGCCGCGUAUUUGCUCUUUUACAAGCGUCGUGCGUCUAGCCACCUGGGUGGGCCUAGAUUCGCAUCCAUUUUGGACAAGUACGAAAAGGACACGACGGAAGAGGAAAGCGGAGGUGAUGACGACACCAGCGGCCAGGCAGACGAAGAGCUGCCGGCGUACGGAGGUCGCACGCUGGGGGGCAGACGGGCAAGCACAGAGCCUGAAUCGGGGCCCAGCAAGUUGAGCACAGUCCGCGGCGAAUCACUUCUUGCACAGACCUGGAGCUUUGGGGACCUUGAUGCCGAAGCCGAGCAGUCAACGGGCGCGGCCAGCGACGUGGCCCAGUUUGACUCGUCGGAAGAUGAUGGCAACGCACAAGGCAUCCACGCAGCAGACAUUGUGAUGGGUGGUGCAGGAGGGGACGCGGUGGCGAUUGUCGAGGGAGAAAGGGAGAGCAGCGGAGAGGAUGAGGUGACGGAGAUUCAUGUAGAGAAUCCCAAGACGGAGUAG